Messenger RNA from Miscanthus lutarioriparius, 1842 nucleotides. Lineage: Eukaryota; Viridiplantae; Streptophyta; Magnoliopsida; Poales; Poaceae. The record is from the annotation of a GenBank genome assembly.
AUGUCCAUAGUUGCCAGCGGCAGCGGCGGCGGCGGGGAGGCACGCCGGAUCUACCCUACCCUGACGAGCACCAACUACACCAGCUGGUGUAUACAUGUUCAAGCCAUCAUGGAGGAUCGGGAGGAGUGGGAGAUCGUGGAGCCAGCUGCGGAUGCGACGGUACCAACCGCAGCCGAGGCAGAGAAGAUCAAGGCGAAGGACAAGAAGAUCAAGGCAAAUUUGCUUCAGUGUAUUCCCGAUGAUAUACUGAUGCAAGUUGCCAAGAAGAAAACCGGCGAGGAAGUCUGGGAUUCCCUGAAGGCGCGCUUCGUUGGCGCAGAUCGGGUCAGAGAUGCUCGGUUGCAAACAUUGAAGAGUCAAUUCGAUGCAGUCGAGAUGAAAGAAGAUGAAUCCCUUGAUCAGGUUGUGGGGAAACUGACAGCUCUGUCAGUCAAGUGCAGCAGCUUGGGGGGGAGCAUUGGUGAUGCAGAUCUGGUGAAGAAAUUGUUUGAUAUAGUGCCCGAUCGGUACCUCACCGUCGUGGCAGGCAAGGGGAAGAGAGGAGAUGGCAGUUGGCGAGGCCAAGGCAGUGGCCGUGGAGGAAACGGCGGUGGCCGAGGCAGUGGAGCUGAUGCUGGCAAAGAUGGCACUGGUAAGCGCGAUAAAAGUCAUAUUAAGUGCUUUAAGUGUCAUGGUUAUGGGCAUUAUGCAAAUAGAUGUCCUGGUGAAAAGAAAAAAGAAGAAGCACACCUGGUGAAAGCUGGAGAGAAGGAACCAAUAGUUCUGUUGGCUGAGAGGCUAUUGCCGGAUCAGCUACAGUACCAGCUCCACAGUCAGACUCAAAACACAGACAGCAGAAUGCAGAGAGUGUUUUUGAAUGAAUUGAAGGUAGUGCCUGAGUUACAUUUAUCUGAUGGGGGUGGACCAUCAUGUGGUGUUUGGUACCUAGAUAAUGGAGCAAGUAAUCACAUGACAGGUGAUGUACUGAAAUUCAGAGAUCUUGAUCAUGCUGUGUUGGGUAAGGGUAGGGGUACAAUUGUGUUUGAGGGAAAACAUGGAGAUCAUUGGGUGCUUUCUGAUGUCUAUUAUAUUCCAAAACUGAGAAGCAAUCUUGUUAGCUUAGGACAAUUGACUGAAACUGGCCACAGAAUUAUUCUUGAUGAUGAUUUGCUAGAAGUUUGUGAGAAGCACUCAGAUAGGAUGAUCAUGAGGGUCCCUAGAACACUGAAUAGGUUGUACAAGAUUGAGUUGAAAACUAUGGAACCUAGAUGUUUGAUUGCAGACAUUAAUGAUCAAGCCUGGCUUUGGCAUGGAAGAUUGGGACAUGUGAAUUUCAGGGCAUUGAGUCAAUUGGUCGGGAAGGGGAUGGCUAGUGGGGUGCCUGAGAUAAGACAUCCUGAGCAAGUCUGCAGUGACUGUUUGACAGCCAAGCAGACAAGAAUGUCAUUUCCCAAAUCAACCAGUUGGCAUGCAGAUGAGAAGCUCACUCUGGUGUAUGUGGACUUGUGUGGACCUGUGACACCAGCCACUGCAGGAGGGAACAUGUACUUCAUACUACUUGUUGAUGACCAUACAAGAUGGAUGCAGGUGUACCUGCUGAAAUCCAAAGAUCAAGCAGUUGAUUACUUUGCAAAAUACAAGGCUAAAGUGGAAAACUUCACUGGCAGUAAAGCUCAUAGGUUGUUUGAGCCUAGUACAAACAAGAUCAUAGUGAGCAGAGAUGUUGUCUUUGAGGAAUCAACAAUGUGGAAUUGGGGUGUAGCUGACAAAGCUGAGAAUUCUGUUGACUUUGUAGUAGAAAAUGAAGUUGAAAUAGAAAGUUUUUCUGUGGGAGGUAGUGCAAAUGUUGAUGAGAAUCAGUAG